UCGUGACCGUCGGACGUGGGUACGCUUCAGUCGGCCAUCAGACGACGGGGCACAUCGAAUGCCAUAAUAUUUUAUCGCGAAAUAUCGUAUACGACAAUAUUCGACGUCGUGUGACAGUAUAUAGUCGGUCUGCCGUACACUCCGAACGCGGUCCGGUCGUCGUCUCGCGUGCGUUGAAAAACAAUAGCAAGUCGAUAUCGUCGAAACAUUAUCCGAUCCGUCGUCGCCGCCGCCGCCGCCGCCGCCGCCUGCGUCCGGGUAACACGCACGCAUAAUAUCGCGACGCCAGUUUUUUUCGACAGGAAACCAGAGGACGAGCGCAGGACCUACGCAGGACCUACGCAGGACCUAAGCAGGAUCUACGCGGACGCUCUAGCUCGCCAUGGGAGACGGCCGCAGAGAGAAACUACUCGGCGCCGACCGGCUGGACGUGGAGGACUUGCCGGACGCCGGGGACCGUUUCGAGCUCGGAAAAAUUCUCGGCUCGGGGAUAUUCUGUAACGUUUACGCAGCCAUCGACACUGAAUCGGGGAAAAAUGUUGCGAUCAAAAUUCAAAAACUCAACGAAUAUACGGCCAGCGAAAAAGACACCAACGAAGAGUAUCGGAUAUUGAGAGAUCUGUCGUCGCAUCCAAACAUGCCCGACUUUUACGGCGCUUACACCAAAAAUAACGCUGUCGAAUUGUGGUUUGUCAUGGAGAUGUGCGAAGGAGGAACUAUCGUGGACUUGGUCAAUGGUCUUUUGUUACAGAACAAAAAAAUGAAAGAAGAGCACAUCGGAUAUUUACUCAAAGAACUGAUCAAGGCCUUGUGUUUUUUACACGAUAAUCACGUGAUUCACCGAGACAUCCGAGGCUCGAACGUGCUGUUGACGAAGAACGGGGAAGUGAAAUUGGUAGAUUUCGGUCAAUCCAGGGAACUACAGGGUCCCGAAUAUAAGGCUAACACGGGAGUUGGAUCUCCCGCAUGGAUGGCACCAGAAGUAGUUCUGGCUGAAUACAAAGACAGUUCCGGCGAACAGCCAUAUUACGAUCAGAAAAUCGACGUUUGGGCAGUCGGUAUUACCGCUAUUGAGUUGGGUGACGGUAAACCACCGUACCUCGACAUCCACCCGACGAGGGCGUUGUUCCAAAUUGUUAGAAAUCCGCCCCCAGGACUAUCCAAACCGUCAAACUGGUCGCAAUUGUUUAAUGACUUCAUUGCCGAGUGUUUGGAAAAAAAUCCUGAUCACCGUCCAUACAUGGAAGAGCUUUUAGAACAUCCGUUUUUAACGCAAGUUCCAGAAAAUGUACAACAAGAAUUAAAGUCAGUUAUGUCAUCGAUUGUUGACGACGUGACGUCUAUUCGAAAACCAGAAGUCAGGAUUAUAAAAAAUGGAUACUUAAAAGUGAAUCAAAAGGAAGCUGCCAAACCCAUGCAUCUGGAAGAUUUAGCCGCGUUGAAAGACGUGUCCGAAGAGACCGUUCUCGACGAAUUGCAAAAUCGCCAUUCGGACGGUCUGAGCUACACGUUUGUCGGCGACGUGCUGUUGUACUUGAACCCGAAUCGAGACGAGCCUCUGUACGAGAAAAAGCAUCAUUAUCGUUAUCAAUUCAAAUGCCGAUCCGAUAACGCGCCUCACAUAUUUAGCGUGGCCGAUGCAGCUUAUCAGGACAUGCUACACCACGAACAGCCACAACACAUACUGAUGGCGGGCGAGACUAAGUCGGGAAAAUCGUUGAAUUACGGGAAGUUAAUCGAACAUUUGCUGUUCUUGGGAGAGCAAAACCACAUCAAAGUGAACGACAUCGGUUUGAAAAUAAAAUGCGCCAUAGACGUGAUUCAAGCUUUCGGAAACGCGGCCAACAAAUAUCACAUAAACUCCACUCGGCACGUGAAUCAGACCCAAAUCACAUACUCGUCAACCGGCAAGAUCAGUGGUGCCAUAUUUUUCAUCUACCAGUUAGAAAAUUGGAGAGUAACAAACACCAAGAGUAAUGGACAAAAGAAUUUCCACGUGUUCUACGAUUUCUUGGAGGCGGCCAAAGCCGAUCAAGUUUUCAAGCAAUACCACUUGGAGGAGGACCGUCGGUAUCGGUACUUGGUGGGUGAAGGUUCGGACGAGCGCUUCCGGUACCAGCCCAAGUCGAACGUGAAAAACUUCAACAAACUGUUGACUUGCAUGAAGGACACGUUGGAGUUUAGUGACGAACAUUUGAACACGACCUGGCGCAUUUUGGCGGCCAUACUCAAUCUUGGCGAGUUGAGCGUUUCCGACGACGAUGAUGGCGAGACAAAGAUCGAAGGCGCCGAACUACUCGCGAAGAUCGCCGAACUGUUGGAAGUGGACUCGAAGAAGCUGAGCUGGUCGUUGUUGAAUUACUGCGUAGUGGUCAACGGCACUGCGGUUCGUCGCAAGCAAACGGUUUCGGGGGUGUACGAGUGCUUGCGAGUGUUCUCCCAGACAUUGUACGCCAGGCUGUUCGAUUGGAUAGUGAACGUCAUCAAUCUGAAACUAUCGUUCACCAGGGCCAUAUUCGGAGACACGCACGUGGUGUAUUUGAUGGACUCGUUCGGUUUCGAAUGUUUCCACCAGAACAAUUUGGAUCAACUAUACGUCAACUGUCUAAACGAACAACUCCAGUACCAUUACAACCAACGGAUGUUCGCUUGGGUAAUGCAAGACUUGGAGGAAGAGGGCAUGGACCAGUACAGCAUGCAAUACCGAAACAAUAAACCGAUAAUAGAUGCACUUAUGAACAACCCAGAUGGACUUUUUUACAUGUUUGACGAUGCUACUAAAAACUGUGAAGAAAACUGUGAAUAUAUCACAAAUGCACUAGAGAUCAACCCCAAAGAACCAUACAUCCACGUGGCCAGUUCAAAGAGCUUUAGCGUGGCGCAUUAUAGUGGUACCGUCUCAUAUCAGUUGAAAGACGUGCUUGAAAAAAAUCGUGACUUCUUGGCACCUGAAGUUGUCGAGACAAUGCGUAUGUCCAAAGACAACGUGAUAAAGGACUUAUUCUCCAACCGGUUGACAAAAUCUGGAAAUCUAACCGUGUGCAGAGAGAAGACUUUAAUGGUAAAAACUAAAAAUAGCAAAAUCAGUAGAUGGGGCGCUGCGUUGAUGUCAGAAAAAACACCGAUUCGAAAGUACAACACGGAAUCUCGCGGGGAGUAUUCGCAAACUCGGCGCAUGCGCACCGCGUCUGCGGUGUAUCGGUCGAGCAGCAUGGAAAUCUUGCGGUCGCUGGCCGACACGGCCGAGUACAAGAACGGCGUGCACUUCGUCCGAUGCAUGAGGGCGACGCUUACCGACGAGCCACUCGGCUUCCAACCGGAAGUGGUCAGGCAGCAGCUCAAGGCGCUGUCCGUCGUCGAGACAGUGUCCGCCCGGCAGGACGGUUACUCUUGCCGGAUAUCGUUCCACGAGUUCAUACACAGGUAUAAGUUUUUGGCAUUCGAUUUUUACGAAAACGUUGAAGUCACCAAGGAAAACUGUAGACUAUUGCUGAUUCGUCUAAAAAUGGAAGGGUGGCUUAUUGGAAAGAGCAAAGUUUUUCUACGGUACUACAACGAGGAAUACUUGUCCAGACUCUAUGAGACCCAAGUGAAGAAAGUUAUAAAAGUGCAGUCGAUGCUCCGAGCAUUCAUCACGAAAAGGAAAAUUGGACCGCAGUUGAUAAAACAACAAUCUGCGAAUAAACGAAAGUAUUCAACUACUCACGAAGAAGCAGCACUUGUCAUACAAAGACAUUAUAAGGGAUAUCAAGUACGAAAUAAAAACAGUUCAAUAAAAAUCGGCAAGCUUGAUGCCGUGGGACGUAAGAAACUAAAAAUGAUUAUUAAUAAAUGGAAAGGAAAAUCAAUUUAUCAAGUCGUAUUGUUGGAUCGAGCCAACAAACUUCAAGACGUUGUAUACUUUUCGUUGCAGGUGCACCUGUACAACCAACAUGCGAUUAGUAACUUGAACAACAUGAACCACCGACCGGUCAUGCUGAAAGAUGUGAUGAGCACGACCAGCGUAAACGAAUUCCUGGGCAGCAAGAGGUGUUAUUUGUACAAGAUACCGUUCCAAUUGAAUCAAAUGGACACGGAAACCAAUCACAACAACUUGAUGGACGAGAGUAUGGUGAACAAUGUGGACGACUGCAAUUGGGACUCUCCUCUGAAUCGUUUUCCAGAAGCUCGUACUGCAUUCAAAAUUUUGAAACACUCGUUCGCAGUCCGAGAUCAAGGCGUACAAGUGGAUGUAGUUCAAGGAGUUCGAUUUUCCGAUACCGAAAACAGUAAACCACAAUAUUAUGAAAACAAUCGUAUGUAUCAAAAACAGGAUGAAAAACCAAUAAGACAACCAAUGAGUGACAACAGAUACAGUGUUAACGGGAAAAACGAUUCGAAAGUGAUCACUACAGUGAACAAAUCAAACAUAAAAAAACCAUCGGAUAAAUCAAAUCCUGUUCUUGAACUCCAAUUAAAAGGUAAACAGUACCAGUCGGGUUACACGGACGAAGACGAUCCUCCUUACAAUUUUCAGGCGAUUUUGAAAAAGACCAACUACAAACGUCCGUCACUGGACGGUCGGACUAUAGAGUUCUCGUCGGCUAAGUCCGGCGGCGACAGAAUGACGGACAGAGGAGGGUACGGUGGCGGGGGACCGGACCGGGUGACGCGGAUAGAAGAGGAUUACGGUCGCAGGUCGGACGCAGACAACGUGAAACGGUCGAAGGACUACAAGAACGAGCUGAACCAUCAACUGUCCAGAGCGACGAGGACUGAGAUCAUACCCGGGGUGGUGCUCGAGGGCUCUUCUUGCGACCUUUAGAUACCGGCUGACGGCCGUUGACGUCGCGAAAAUUAGUCAUUACUAGGGCUCGGAAGUUAUUGCACUAAGCACUAGCUUUGAAAAUUGCAGAAAAAUAUCACACAAAAUCACACUUAAAAUUCGCGUUAAAAAUGAAUUAACUAAUACAAAUUCGAAUUAAACAGAUUUUCAUAAUUUGAUUUGAUUUUUAUUUUAUCUUGUUUCUUCGGUACGAUUAAAAAUAAAAUAUUACACAAUUCAAAUUCAAACUAAACUGGUUUUUCUUCGGUCUUUAAACGUGAAUAAGAAUAUUACGAAAUUGAUGAAUAGCAAACGCAAUACAAUGAAAAUAUACUAUAUAUACAUUAUACAUAUUAUGAAUCAUAAUAAUUCCGUAAUAGUUUUGGGAAAAUAAUAAUCACGGCAUCACCUUAUCGCAUUUCCGGUUGGCCACGACGGUGACCGCAUCAAUAAGAACAAAAAAAUACAAUUGUUGUAAAUACUUAUUGUGUAUCUAAGAUUGUACUAAAAAUUAGGAAGGUCAACGAAAUUGCAAAGAGUUGCACUAAAAAUUCUAUGCAGAUUUAAAUUCGUACUCGCAUGAAACGAAUUUAAAACCUACUUAUAGCAGAAAAUCAAAACAAUGGGAAAAAAAGUUCGCAAAUGAAACAACAACCGAGCCCUAUAGUUAUUUCAUUAUAAUUAUUAUAUAACUAUUAUACCAUGAUAUCAUGAACGGGAUACGGAUACAUUUUUACGUUCGCUUUCUAUAUAGUCGCUUUUAUAAUAAUUGUAGUUAGGUGCACAGUGUUAGUCGUGAAGUCUUUUCGGCGUCAUCAUCUGUAACGAUCCGGCUGGAUUAAAUUUGUCCUGAUAUUCACCAGUCACAGUCUGUCGCCUUACCGCUUCCGUUUUAACCGCGGUAACAGAUGAACAUUUUUAAAAUAUAAACACUUGAAACUAUGUCAUACACCCAUGCCUUUCAAACUCGUAUUGGCCACUUUAUAUAGUUAUAAGAAUAUACUAACACUUUUUUAUGUGAUUAUAUUACACUCUAGUGUGAUAACCGAUGUAAUAGCGACAGUAUAAUAUCUUUUAUUUAA
Molecule: messenger RNA, 5886 nt
Organism: Myzus persicae (green peach aphid)
Lineage: Eukaryota; Metazoa; Arthropoda; Insecta; Hemiptera; Aphididae
Gene: ninaC
Product: neither inactivation nor afterpotential protein C
Exons: 28
Coding region: 383-4804 (1473 amino acids)
Biological process (GO): protein phosphorylation
Cellular component (GO): myosin complex
Molecular function (GO): cytoskeletal motor activity; ATP binding; protein binding
Source: RefSeq, a predicted model, not a curated record